Messenger RNA from Diachasma alloeum, 1933 nucleotides. Its product is annotated as U2 small nuclear ribonucleoprotein auxiliary factor 35 kDa subunit-related protein 1. NCBI's taxonomy places the organism in Eukaryota, Metazoa, Arthropoda, Insecta, Hymenoptera, Braconidae. Gene Ontology annotation, molecular function: metal ion binding; pre-mRNA 3'-splice site binding. The transcript has 3 exons. The coding region runs from base 295 to 1875 and encodes 526 amino acids. The record is from RefSeq and is a predicted model, not a curated record. Gene Ontology annotation, cellular component: U2AF complex; spliceosomal complex. Gene Ontology annotation, biological process: mRNA splicing, via spliceosome.
UCCACUGAAGUUUGGGCAUUGUGUUUUGAUUUUAGAACGUGUGUAAUACGAUAUUUCCCGACAGUUUCAUUGAUCUCAAACCUUCAAUUAGAUUUUAGUGGAAGUGUUCAAUAGUUUUUGUGAUUGUUAGAAUUCUCUCAAGGUGAAAUGUAGCGGUAAAUAAUGGAUUUUGUCCCACGUGAGUAGAAGUCGAGUGAACUUGACCGGUAUUUUUUGAGUGAACUAGUUGAUCGUCUAAUUUUUUAACGAACAAAUGAGAGAGACUCCUUCAGUCAUUCCUGGGCUUCCUGGGGGAUGGAAACGGAUAAACAGAAGUCCCUGUCCCACAAAGAGUGGAGGAGGAUCGCGAAGAAAGAGAGGAGGAGGAAAAUACGGCGUAAACACGCUCGUGAGAGAGAGGCCGAUGAUGAUCGUUUGAGGGAGACACUGGAGAGGAGCGCGGAGUAUUUGAAAUGGAUCGAGGAGCAAGCGAAUUUGGAGAAAGAAAAGGAGAGACGAGAACGAGAGGAGCAUGACGAGCAGGAACGGCUCUGGCUUGAGAGAGAGGUGACAGCCCAGGAAGAAUGGAAGCUUCUCCAAGAACGUCGUUCAAAAGCCCGAGCCGAGCAGCACCGCCAGGAGGAGAUCCUCCGAAAGGAGUUCGAGGCGAAGCAGCAGCUCCUGAACAAGCGGAAAAAAGAGACCCAGAGCCGUCAGGAAGAGGAGCUGAAGCACCAGGAGACCCUCAAGAAGGCAAUAGACAGUUACAUCGACGAGGGGACGAAGACCCCCGAGUCCUUGCGAGCAGUGAUGGACAGCAAACCUGGGAAGGAGCUCUGUCCCUUCUUCACGAAGACAGCAGCCUGCAAGUACGGUGACUCCUGCUCCAGGAACCACCGAAGACUCGCCCUCGGGAAGAUCCUCGUGAUUCCUGGAUUCUACACUCACUUUUCCCUCGAGAGAAAUUCAUUCGAGUACGACACUGACAUCGGCCUGGAGUACGACAGCUUCGAGACUCAAAAAGACUUCAGGGAAUUCUAUCGAGACGUUCUGCCAGAGCUGGAGUCCUUCGGAAGGAUCAAAACCCUGAGGUUCUGUCGUAAUACUGAGGUUCAUCUCAGGGGAAAUCUCUAUGUGGAGUACUCCAGUGAGAGGGAGGCUGCGAGGGCCUGGAGGAAAUUGAAUGGACGUUAUUACGCUGGAAGACAAUUGAACUGCGAAUUCGCGAACAUUGGCUCGUGGAGGGCUGCUGUCUGCGGACUCCUCAGGUGUCCAAAAGGCAAAAUGUGCAAUUUUUUGCAUACUUUCAGGAAUCCCAGGGAUGAGUACGAUAUAAUGAGCCCUCCGAGGUGGAGCAAGAAGGGGGAGGGGGAGAAUUCCGAUCGGAGGAGUGAGAAGAGUGAACGCAGGAGUCAAUCCUCAUGGGACGAUUCAGUCCGAAGUACAAAAAGAGACCACAAAGACUGGAGAUGGUCAGAGUCUCCAGAAACCGAGGUGAAACCCCGAGAGCACCGAAAGUCCUCGAGGAGCUCGAGAUCUAGCUCUAGAACUUCGAGAUCGAGAAGAACACGAGAGGAAUCUUCUUCGAGGUCUCGAAGACGAAGAAGUCCCCCUGAUGAUGAGUAUCGUGGAAGAUCCAAGAAGAGUCGUCGUCACGAGUCGAACAAGGAGAACGGGAGGGACCACAGAACGCCCAAACGAUCCAAGAGGGACAGCUCGAGGGAGAGGAAUUCAAAGAAAUCGAAGUGGGAUAAGGCUGAAGUGUCGGUUCCUUCUGACACGAAUUGCUCCAGUGGAGAGGAAGACAAUGCAGGGAGGAAAAGUGGGGACACUGAGGGGUAUCAGUGGGACACUACAGACUCUGAAGGAGAGCCUCAAGGGGCUUCUGGAGAUUGAAUGAAGUAUCCAAUUUGUUGAUUAUUGAAUAAAUUAUUUUUUCAUGCAUUAAAAAGGA